UGGUACUUUAGGGAGCGUUUGUUUAACCGGAUGCGACGUCACAUGUUUGCGGUCGGAGCUUGUGGGCAGAGAAGAAGCUACUUUAGCUUAGCUAAAGUCUUUUACCUGCUCAGCAUUGAAACACGUCGAAUCGUCGUAGUAAUGGUCUGACCAAACCUCCUCCUAACCCACCGGAGGACUAACACCGUGUUUUCACCGACGGAGCGGCCAGCGAACCACCGACUGGAGGAAGGAUGUCCAGCCGCCUGGCCUUUCAGACCCAGCUGGCCUCCAUCAUGGAGGUCCUGGCUAACGCCGCGGUGGCGGAGAUCUGUAAGCUGGUGGACGAUGAAUACGCCGUGGUGAGUUUACAGAUGUCCCAGUGCCAGAGAGAGAACAAAGCCCUGAAGAGAAAGCUGCAUCUGCUGGAGCUGAAGAUGGCCCGGGGAAACGCCGAGAGGAGGCUCCGGGAGAGCGCCAUGAACAGCAGCCGGCCGAGAGUCCAGAUACACCCGGGAGACAGACUCCGGGAGUCCUCUCCAUCCACCAGUGCUGUGUUUGAGCGACAGAUGGCCGUGGCUCUGUGGUCAGGCAGAGCUGCUGCAGGUGGUGCAACUGGCCAGCCGGUCCACUCUGACAGCAUCCACAGUAAGUCUCCAGAUGUGGAGCUGGUGGAACCAGAGGCACUGCUGGUGAAGGAGGAGAAGGUGGAGGCAAACAUGUCCCGAGCUGAAGAGACAGAGGAGGACGUGCCCCUUAUAGGAGAUGAUGGAGUGCUGGAGUGUGUCCCUCGUGGAGCUGCAGGACAGAGACUCAGCCCUGAACAGCAGGACAUCCAAUCCCAGACCCAGUCUCAGACCCAGAUCCAGUCUCAGACCCAGAUCCAGAUGCAGAACAGCAGGCGUAGUGGCAACAGCAGAGGAGCGGAGGUCAGUGACUCCUCUCCUCUCCUUAAGUGCGACCUCAGUUCCUCUGAUGAGGGCAGAGACUCGCUGCAGGAAACGGUAAACCCCGCCCAGUAUGUCGAUGAUGUCAGCAGUGACUCACAGUUUGAUGUGUUGUGUGACAAUGAUAAAAGUGCUGACUCUUUGGUUGAGGAGUUUUUUGACGAGCCCUUGGGGGCUGAAAUGGAAGGACAGACGCCGUCUUGUUCAUACUCGAUGGCGGCGGCCGAUUUCCCUUCGACCUCCUCCAGUGUGAACGGCUGGGCUUGUUACGGCGCCAGUUUCCCGAUUUCCCAGCCCUUCAGUGACAGCAAACAAGCGCACCAUCGACCCGGCCCAAAGGAGAGACUGUUCGUCUGCAGCUACUGCGGCAAAGCUUUUAACCGGCCAAAGAAAGUGGAGAUCCACCAGCGUGUCCACACGGGGGAGAAGCCGUUCAGCUGCUCCACAUGUGGGAAGACGUUCUCCGAGGCUGGUAACCUGAGGAAGCACCAGAGGGUUCACACCGGGGAAAAACCGUACAGCUGUGGGAUGUGUGGCCGAGGAUUUGCCUGGAUAAGAAACCUGAAGACACACCAGCAAAAGAGCCACCCUGAAAUUCACCCUGAGGAGGAGAGCUGGGAACAGACCCGGACCGAGCCGGAGGCGGAGCCAGAAGUGGUGCUGGUGAAGAUGGAGGAGGUGGAGCUGGUGACAGGACCUCAGAGCCAGACAGGCCUCAGCAUACAGGAGGGGCUGGUGGAGUCCAGUACAGACAACUACAGAGGAGCACUGCCAUUCGACGAGACCACACAGGCUUCCACCAAUCAGCUGUCUGACCUGCAGGAGGCUGGGGGGGGAUUCUCAGAGGUCAGCUAUGGCCAUUCUUCACUGUGGACUAAUGGGGGGGGUAGUUAUUGUCAUGACAACAGCCUCCCUGGGCCGUCCUCACACUGCGCCCCCCUCUCAUACCUGCCCGGUAGACUCAUUGGAGCAGAGCCUGGCAGCUCUGGGAGGGGACUGGCUGUUGAGAGUUCAGCAGGAAGGGGAUUGGCUGUUGAAAGCUCCAGAGGCUUCCACACCUCUGUGUCCUUUGAGCAGCAGCAUCCCGUUAUCGAUUUGUCAGAGGAGUCAAGCCCCAUUCAGGUUUCAGGCCACAUACAGGGGGGGCAGCUGGCUGUUCAGAGGCCCCCCCCAUUCCUGGACCUGGGUCCCAGUAAGGCUAAGAGCUGUUACAGCGGCGCUGACAUGCAGCAGAAAGUCCCCAGGAAGAGGGUAUACAUGUGUAGGUUCUGUGGGAAAGGUUUCAGCUCGCCAGCAAACUUAGAGUCUCAUCUGAGGACUCACACCGGAGAGAGGCCAUAUGGCUGCAGCAUCUGCGGCAAAAAGUUCUCCCAGUUCUGGAACCUGAAGAUCCACAGGAACAUCCACACCGGAGAAAGGCCCUACCAGUGCUUGCUCUGCCCCGAGAGGUUUUCCGACCCCAGCAACCUGAAGAAACACCAGAAGAGACACCACACGCAGUCAGGGACGGGUCAGCUGCCGAAGCUAAAGUCUGCAGCCCCUCAGUCAACCCCGAUGAUAUCGGAAGACUCCAUUGGUGUCGUGUCCGUCCAGCUCAGGGUACCAGACACCAACACACCAGCCAACCCCAACACACCACCACCUCCACCACCGCAGAGAUCCAGCAACACUCUCACCUCUAAGUACUCUCUGUUUGAACUGGAUACAUUCUUCAGCCGCUGGGCCCCUGAUAGUGACCCCGCCCCCGCCCCCGGUGGCCCCUCAUGUCCUUUCACUGCCGAUGACUCACCAGAGUGUGACCAGGACAGAGUUAUCAUUGUAGAGACUGAACCAUCAGUCUCCUCAGCAGUGAGGAUGAGUGGAGGGCAGAGUUUGACAGCUGGCCGCUCCUCAGGUGACAUCCAGCCGACUGCGUCGCCAGCAGGAGGGACUUCUGUGUCCACACCUCUGAGGAUGCAGGCUCCUUCCUCUCAGCAUCCGUGGAGCAGAACUAUAACAACCAUCAGACGAGCACAGUCUCAGCUGCUGCAGCAGCCUCGCAGCAGCAGCAGCAGCUCUGAGCAGCAGCAGACUGUCCCUCUGUCCUCCAGCAGAGCUGCUGUCACUAACACCAACAGUGGGGAUGAAACAAGUGUCUCUGGUAUCAGCUCCACCUGCAGGACUAUGAGCUCCACAGUGGCUCCACAGGCAGCUCUGUCUGUCAGGGGAUCCACUGCAGUGUUGGCCAGCAUUGAGGCAGCCAUCGCUGCGCAGCGUCGAGCUGGCCUCCUGGCCUGCCACAGUAAAAGCCAGGCUGCCGGCGUUGCGCCGGCUGAGCGCCGCAGGAAGAGCUACGUCUGCCGAGCCUGCGGCAAGGCAUUCUCUGGCCUGUCCAACCUGGAGGCCCACGAGCGAGUCCACACGGGGGAGAAACCUUUCCGCUGCAAUACUUGCGGGAAGCACUUUUCCGAGGCCGGGAACCUGAAGAAGCACCAGAGGGUUCACACUGGGGAGAAACCCUUCAGCUGUGACCAGUGUGGGAAGAAGUUCGCCUGGAUCUGCAACCUGAGGACGCACCAGCAGUCUGCCACAGGCUGCGGACCACAGGCCAGGGGGGAAGGAAGAAGGAACUUCUUCACGGAGACAUGGACAACCCGACACUGGCUACCCUUCGAUUACGCCGACGCUGCUGGACUGGGUUUCUUCGCUGAACAAGAAACCAGCUGCCGCAACCCUCAGAACGAGGACAGCACCGUCAGAACCACACCAGAGAACCUGUGCUGGAUUUUAACCGACGGACCGGCGGUCCAAAGGUUGAAGAUCCUCCCCUCACUGGACGAGUUGAGACUCCCCUCCCUGUGUUUAACUAAACACGAAACUACGGAUCCAAAAAGAGAUUUCUGCCGACGCAGACCAACGAUCUCUCCUGCCUGCAGAAGGAAGAAGGAACUUCUUCACGGAGACAUGGACAACCCGACACUGGCUACCCUUCGAUUACGCCGACGCUGCUGGGUUUCUUCGCUGCCAAACAAGAAACCAGCUGCCGCAACCCUCACGAACGAGGACAGCACCGUCAGAACCACACCAGAGAACCUGUGCUGGAUUUUACCGACGGACCGGCGGUCCAAGUAA
Messenger RNA from Seriola dumerili (greater amberjack), 4037 nucleotides. RefSeq names its product zinc finger protein 629-like. The record is from RefSeq and is a predicted model, not a curated record. The coding region runs from base 234 to 4037 and encodes 1267 amino acids. Gene Ontology annotation, molecular function: RNA polymerase II cis-regulatory region sequence-specific DNA binding; DNA-binding transcription activator activity, RNA polymerase II-specific. Gene Ontology annotation, biological process: regulation of transcription by RNA polymerase II. Lineage: Eukaryota; Metazoa; Chordata; Actinopteri; Carangiformes; Carangidae. The transcript has 11 exons. Gene Ontology annotation, cellular component: nucleus.